Messenger RNA from Psilocybe cubensis, 522 nucleotides. RefSeq lists its product as uncharacterized. Gene Ontology annotation, molecular function: hydrolase activity, hydrolyzing O-glycosyl compounds. Lineage: Eukaryota; Fungi; Basidiomycota; Agaricomycetes; Agaricales; Agrocybaceae. The record is from RefSeq and is a predicted model, not a curated record. The transcript is spliced from 7 exons. Gene Ontology annotation, biological process: carbohydrate metabolic process. Bases 1 to 522 code for a protein of 173 amino acids.
AUGUCAUGUCAGUCAGCCAUCUUCUUCGCCAAGUCUUCGACUGGUCAACCAGAUGGAAGUAACUGGCUCCUGUCCCUCGGAAGUUUCUGGACCGGUAUCAAAGAAAUGUCACUCAGCUCGUCAACAGGAAAACUCUCAAGCAACACCGUUACCGCGCUUGCACAGCGCACAGCGAACAACGGCGCUAUCGAAGCCAGUGUCAUUUUCAAGAACGGCAAUUUCUACUACCUUUUUACAUCCUGGGAUAACUGCUGCCAAGGUGUCAACAGUACUUACAAUAUUCGUGUAGGAAGGUCUACCAAGGCGACAGGUGGAUUCGUUGAUCAGGCUGGCGUUGCGCUCACUUCAGGCGGUGGCACGCUCGUCCUUGGGAGUCAUGACAAGAUCAUUGGACCUGGUGGCCAAGACCUAAUGGUUGACAAUGACGGUCCCAUAUUGGUCUAUCAUUACUACACGCCUUCCGGAAGUUUCCUUGGUAUCAACCGCCUUGAUUUCUCGAGCGGAUGGCCAGUCGUCGUGUAA